Molecule: messenger RNA, 646 nt
Organism: Punctularia strigosozonata HHB-11173 SS5
Lineage: Eukaryota; Fungi; Basidiomycota; Agaricomycetes; Corticiales; Punctulariaceae
Exons: 1
Coding region: 53-316 (87 amino acids)
Source: RefSeq, a predicted model, not a curated record
CAUCGGAUGGAUGGACUUUCAUUAGUUCCGGUGUCUCUUGCGCCUUCGCAGAAUGCAGGCCGUGCGAUUGGCUAACGCUCAAGAAGAAGAGACGUUGCACGGCGGCCAUGAAACCGGGGAGGCCGGGGCACCGUACUGCGGCGGGCCAAUGCUGAAGCACGUGUUGCCGUCAAUGUCCAGCUUUGACAAUGACGGUUUUUCGUGCGGUACCGGUACAGCCACUCACCGCGAUCGGAGAAGCAACAUAGGCAGCCGACAGCAAUGCAACAAUGUGAGACAUAUGCAAAGAUUGGCGCGCGUAUCGACGUCGAAGUGACCAGCUUUAUAAUUAGGAACAACGCGAGCUCUGUUUGUGGUGCGUUGUUCGGGAUGAUCCCAAGAGGUGGUGACUGGUAUCCGUCCUGUACCAUAAGGUCGACCAUCACAAUGGAGCCUUGCCAUGGAGAAGAACUCCUGCGGAAACAACUCGCUCCAUGAUGGGAGGUCAUGCUCUGGGAACGACGACCUGGUGAAAACGGUAGCGCUUAUUCCAUGGGCACGAUUUCCGAGGUUCCCUCGAGAUAUCAACCGAUCGUUGGUAUCUUUUCGGCACCAUGCCUGGUAUUGACAGCGACUUUCGAAAGACAGCCAGCUAGAUCGUAUGCGG